Molecule: messenger RNA, 4982 nt
Organism: Mytilus californianus (California mussel)
Lineage: Eukaryota; Metazoa; Mollusca; Bivalvia; Mytilida; Mytilidae
Product: rho GTPase-activating protein 8-like
Exons: 16
Coding region: 207-1703 (498 amino acids)
Biological process (GO): negative regulation of endocytic recycling; small GTPase-mediated signal transduction
Cellular component (GO): cytoplasm
Molecular function (GO): GTPase activator activity
Source: RefSeq, a predicted model, not a curated record
GCGAAAAUCACCGGAUGUUGUUUUCUCUCAUCACCAAAGUUUUGACAUUCGUAAUACUUUUAUUCCCCUGUAAGAACAUAAUACUUCCAAUACGAUAAACGUACAUCUUUCAAAAAAGGCAGUUAACAAAUGAUAUUGCAAAUUAAAAACUGCCGAUAGAAAAAUGUCGGUAAACUAAAAUAGAGCGUUUAAUUCAAGUGGAAAUUAUGAGUUCAACAGAUGAGCAAGGCCUUCAAGCUAAAACAGAUACUCCAAGUGGAGAGGAACUCACUUCAGAGCUGUUAGCAGAAUUUCAUGAAGCAAACAGAGAUAAUGAAUUAUUUGCCAGUACUGAAGAUCCAGAGUUUGAGUUUGAUGAAAGUGGCUUACAGCUAGCAUCAAAAGAAGCUGAGUUAGAUCUAGAAGCAGAAUUGGAAGGAAUAACAGAGGAUUAUAAUGUACCGAUGACAUCAUGGGAUGAAGAUUUGGCCAGAGAACAAGCAGGAGAGAUAGCCUUUAGAAGUGGAGCCAUUACACCGGAGGGUCUGAUAGAAGAUGAUUUUGAAAAGGAACUAGGAACACCCUCUGAUGCAGAAGACAAUGAUGAAUCAGAAUUCAGAGAUGUGGCGCAGUACAGGAUACUGGAAGUUGCUGGUGAUGAUACUUAUGGAAGGAAAGUUAUAGUAGCUUCAGCCUGCAGACUUCCUCCAAGUUCUCAGAUAAAUCAUGAAAGACUUAUGGAAUACCUUAAAUACACCUUGGAUCAGUAUGUGGAGAAUGAUUAUGUAAUAGUUUACUUCCACUAUGGACUGACAAGUAAAAACAAACCUAAAUUAGGUUGGAUGUUACAAAUGUACAGAGAACUUGAUAGAAAGUACAAGAAGAAUCUAAAAGCCUUAUAUCUAGUCCAUCCUACAAACUUUAUAAAGUUAUUACUCAAUAUAUUUAAACCAUUUAUAAGUGCAAAGUUUGGAAGGAAGAUUAUGUAUGUUGAUUAUUUACACAAGUUAAAAGAACAUCUUCAUUUUGAUCAGCUAGUUGUUCCAUCUUUAGUUUUAGAACAUGAUGCUAAGAUAUUGUCAGCACAGAAACCAUCAUAUCCUUAUUCCUCAGAUGAAAGUGAGGCUGCAGUUCAUAAUCCUAAACAACAGUUUGGUGUUAAACUACAACAAAUAUUACAGAAUUAUAAGUGUGUGAUCCCUCCUGUUGUAGAAAUUUGUGUGGAAUUCCUCAGGAAAAAUGCUUUAGAUGUGGAAGGAAUAUUCAGAAGAUCGGCCAAUGCAUCAGUUUUAAAAGAUGUACAAAAAAGAUUUAAUCAAGGUGAAACUGUUGACUUUGAUGAAAUAAAUGAUGUUCACAUUCCUGCAGUAACAAUGAAAACAUUCCUCAGAGAUUUACAAGAACCAAUAUUGACCUUUGACCUAUACCAACCGGUUGUCAGGUUACACACAUUAGAAGAAGACAGACAGCUGAUUGAGGUACAGAGAUUAUUUAGAGAAGAACUACCAAAGGAAAACUACAUUAUACUGAAGUAUAUUAUACACUUCCUGACACAGGUUUCCCAGUACUCUGACUCUAAUAAGAUGAACACUGUCAACCUAGCUAUAGUAUUUGGACCAAACCUUCUGUGGCCAAAAGGACAAGCUAACCUUAGUACUAUAGGACACCUUAAUAGCUUUGCAGCUUAUCUUAUUGACAAUUACACACAGCUUUUUGUCAGAUAACAGUUAUGUCCCCUUUAAUGUGAUCUCCCCUUGUUAAUGGUUUUUACACUGUAUUUUGUUAGCUGCAAUAUUUUUAUUUGUUACAAAUGAGGUUUAUGUUUUCAGAAUGUUUGUUUAUGUAGAACAGAAAGAUAUGAAGGGUCAGUCUAUUGUUUGGUUAUAGAAUGACAUGAAGGGUCAAGGGUCAUACUAUUGUUGAAUUAGAUUUUACUUGAAUAAAUGUGAGAAUAAAGAACAGUAGUCUCAAGAGGAAACUUUAGGUUUAUGUUUCAGUUUGAAGAGAUAAGUGUAAACUGCAGCUUCGUUUUAAUUAAAAGAGUCAUUCAUAUUUCAUUUGUAAAACUUGACGGAUGUUCCAGUGGACAUUAAAAAACAAACAAAAAAUUAAUAUUUUUACAACCACAUAACACAUGAGGCCAAACAUGUUCAUUUCCUGUGUUUUCAGACUGUAAAUGAAAGGUUAAUGGGACUCCAGUUCUAUAGAAAUAUUUUUCUUUUAUACAAAUACAUCGAUUGUGGGGUUCCCUAGAUAUCUGUAUUACUUUUAUUUCACAUCUCCAUUUAAGCAUAAAAAAGAAAAAAAAAAUUUUAAGUUGGUAGAUAUACAACAUACAAAACUUUAGUCCUUCAAGGUGUUAACCAACAUUUAUUAUCAACAGUGGUUGAUUUCAACUUUAGCCAUGUGUAAAUCAGACAUUUGUCAAACAAGAUUAACUCCACAAAAUAAAAAAAAAAUGUUGGUACAAAAUGUAGAGAGACACAUAUUUUGGGCAUUGGUAGGAAUUUAGUUCUCUGUUGUUUUGUAAAAUUUCAUGGUUAUAUUAAAAGUUAAUCUUUUUUUAAAUUAUUUUGUUAAGUUUUAUGUUGAAAAUCUAAAGAACAUGACCUACUAAAUAUAAGUCCAGCUGUUUUAUUAGCAAAUGUGAAAGUCUCACCUGAGACCCAAGAAAUGAGAUGCAAUGAGUUUUACUUGUUUUGUAAAAAUAGUCCCAGCUUUUUAAUUCAAAAAUAAAUGUCCAUCAGUGCAUUUGUCAGUGAAUUAUUUUCAUGCUGUUUGUAAGCUAUCAUUAUUUUAAAAUAUUUUAUUUAUCAUACCAAUAUGUAAUGCCCAUAUAUUUUGUCAAAUAUAAAAUUUAUUCCUGCUCGGCUUAGAAACAGGUAGAAAUGCAAGGCUUAGAUUAGUGCUGCAAGGUUUAAAAGAAAAAAAAAAAUGGAAGAAAGUUGAAAUUUGAAUAAAAAUUCUAUGAAUUGGAAUUCUCUAAAAAUACAAUUGCAAUGAAACAUUUUCAUGAUGAUGUCGGUGACAUGAUUUCACAAUUGUUUAUUGAGUUAACUCCAUUAGACUACACAAACAGCAGUUUCAUCAUGAAAAAUAGUCCACCUACAACCAAGAUUAUUUUGUCUAUAUUUUACAUCUAAACAUAAGGCAGAUUUCUGUGUUCAUGUGUUCUCUGUGAUCUAUUUAUUCUGAGUUAAUACUCUAAUCAUAACAAUUAACUAUUUACCUGUAUAGAUUAACUUUGUCAACAUGACAAUUACCUAUUUACCUAUAUAGAUUAACUUUGUCAACAUAACAAUUACCCAUUUACCUAUAUAUAGAUUAACUUUGUCAACAUGACAAUUACCUAUUUACCUAUAUUUAGAUUAACUUUGUCAACAUGACAAUUACCUAUUUACCUAUAUUUAGAUUAACUUUGUCCAGAACAAGCUCCACAAUUUCGAUCUCUUUUCAUUUAUAAUGGAUCAUCUUUUUAAUUAUAAAUUGAACACAAGGAAGAUCUCUUUUCAUAAUAUUGUGAAUAGGUCAGUAUUCUUAAGAACUAUCCUAUUAGAUACAUUUAUAACAUCUAUCCAAGAAAGGGAGGUAAUUUCCCGGUGAACAAGCAAAAGGAAUAGCAAUUUCAUCCAAGAUUAAAUUUCUGGUAGUAAAUGCAUGAUUUUAAUUGGCCUUCCAUCAGAUAUGAUGUAUUUAAACAGAGCAUUCAUUUUGAAAUAACUAUUAACCAUUGUUGAUGGAGAUCUACAAUCUAUUAGUCCAGAUUACUGGGUGUAGAAGAGUUCAAUGAUGUGAAAAGAGAAAAUAAAAGAUGGAGCUGGUUCAGAUAAAGACAAAUUUAUCUUUUCAGGAUGUAGUUCUUCUUAUAAAAUAUCCACAUGUGUUAGGAUAACUUAUGUAAAAUAUCCACAUGUGUUAGGAUAACUUAUGUAAAAUAUCCACAUGUGUUAGGAUAACUUAUGUAAAAUAUCCACAUGUGUUAGGAUAACUUGUGUAAAAUAUCCACAUGAGUUAGGAUAACUUAUGGAAUCUUGUACUAAAAGGUUUAUGGUAAAUAGUUUUAGCUGCUAAAUUUUUGUAUGCGUUGAAAACUCCAUUUAUUUAUGCCAACUGUGUGCAAUAUGUAGAAGUAGUUAGAUAAAUGAAUAUUCUUUUCAGAUAUUUCAAACGUAUAUUUCAUAUUUAGCCAUAGCUGACGCUUGAUAUUUCAAUGUUUUAUGAACUCUGUUUGAUUUGGUAAAAUGGGCAUUUUCAGUUGCUUUAACUUCAAUUCCAGCUUACUGUUAGUCAUAUGUUGAUAACAGAAUACUCACAUAUCCUCGGGAUUCAGCACUUGUACAUUCCAACUGUUAACUUUAAUUAUAAUCAGUUUUAUACAUUUAUUGGAAUUUUUUAAUGAUAUAAAAUGAAUUUGUUGUUUGUAACCCACACAAAAAUAUAUGCAACAGAAGGAGCAGAAUGUCUUUUAAAAAAGUCAGGCACAUUAACAAAUCUUUGAGUUAAAACACAAUCCUGAGUUAAUUACAGCAACCUUAGGGUGUUAUAUUUGUUUGGAUGAAUGAGUCUUGUAUAUUCCACUCCAAGGUUUUAUGUUGAUUAUUAAGUGUAAUUUUGAUUCCCAGGUUUUAUGUUAUUUUGUAUAUUGUAUAUUGUCACAAAUAUAAUUUAUAUACUUUAUAAUUUAUAGUUUUUUUUUUAAUUCAUCAUCAAUUUAUGUAAAUCUUUUCCCCAAGAUUCAUUCAGAAUAUGACCUAUGUUUCAAAAUUUAAAAAACUUUUCCCAUCAGUACAUAGAAAUGUAUGUUUGUAGAAUGAUUUUCCAAAGUGGAAUGAAUAUGAUGCUGUUAAAAAAAAAUUUACGAGUUUUUUUGUCUUUUCUGUUUAAACCUUCAUAGGAACACUCAGAGCCUACAAAUUAAAGGCAACCAGAGAAUACCUGACAUAGCAUAUCCCUGGCAUAUCAUAUCCAUGGCCAGUACUCUCUAUUAGGCAGAAAUUAAUUGU